AUGCUAUAUUUAGUUGUAUUUUUCUGCUAUUUAUCUACAGUGAUAGCGGACACUUGCAGUAUAGAGGUAAUCUUUUAUUAUCUGAUUAUUUACACUGAUUCACAUUAUCAAAUAAACGACAAAAACAGUAUUAACGUACAUUUGAUAUGUCAUACACACGACGAUCUUGGUUGGCUAAAAACGGUUGACCAGUAUUAUUGGGGAUCUCUGAAUUUCAUAUAUUCUGUUGGUGUGCAAUAUAUUAUAAACACCGUGAUCGCUGAACUACAAAGGAAUUCAAUGCGAAGGUUUUCAUGGGCUGAAACCGGAUUUUUGUGGCGUUGGAUGGAUACACACAAUGAAGAAGAAAAAAAAAUUUUAGCUAAUUUAAUCCAAAACGGACAAAUGGAAAUUAUUGGCGGCGGAUGGGUACAAAAUGAUGAAGGAGCUGCCCACUACAUCGACAUUAUUGACCAGAUGACGCUCGGUCUGCGAAAGUUGAACGACACAUUUGGACGAUGUGCAGUUCCUAAAAUAGCAUGGCAAAUUGAUCCUUUUGGCCAUAGCAGAGAAAUGGCAAAUAUUUUUGCCAUGAUGAAAUAUGAAGCUCUAUUCUUUUCACGUUAUCAUUAUCUUGAGAAAGAAAAAAGAAUGGAAGAACAAAGCUUGGAAAUGAUUUGGAAUGCUUCAGAUGAUUUAGGAACAAGCAUCUUUACUGGAACGUUUUAUGCAGACAGUUAUGGUCCACCACCAGGAUUCUGCUUUGACACGAUGUGUAAAGAUGAACCAAUAAUGGAUUAUAAAGAUAUGGACGGCUACAAUGUUGAUGACAAAGUUGACCUCUUUAUCAGCUAUGUUAAGAAGCAGGCUGCCACACAGCAAACAAAUCAUGUCAUGCUUCUGAUGGGAAGCGAUUUCCAAUACAGCAAUGCGAAUACUUGGUACACAAAUCUGGAUAAACUUAUAGAACAUGAAAAUCAAACAAAAGUAUAUGUUAUGUAUUCAACGCCAGCUUGCUAUUACGAAGCAGUCAAAGAAGCAUCACCAAAGCUUCUGAGGAAGACUGAUGACUUUUUCCCUUAUGCCUCUAAAGAGCAUAGUUAUUGGGCCGGUUAUUUUACUAGUCGUCCAACCUUGAAAGGGUUCAUUCGGCAAAGUACUGCAUUCUUGCAGUUAGCAAAACAGUUUGAUGCGAUGGCAGAGUCUUCUGAAACGAGAGACGCUGACUUGGAGGUUUUUAAAAAAGCGUUAGCUUUGCUACAACAUCAUGAUGCUGUAACAGGCACAGCAAAACAGGCAGUUACCGACAACUAUGUUAAAAAGUUGUCACAAGGAUGGGAUAAAGGACAAGAUUUUCAGAUCAUUGAGUUAUCAUUCAAUGGUAAUGGACAGUUGAGUUCAUGCCGAAAUCUCAGAACUGGUCUAGAGAUGUCACUGAAACAACAGUUCUUUUACUAUGAAGGUGCAGGAUCCUGGACACCUAUGAGCUCCCAGCCUUCAGGAGCCUAUAUCUUCCGGCCAGCAAACCAAGAACCGUCAGCCUUACCAUCCGAAGUCUUCCUACAGAUAGAAAAGGGUUCCCUGGUCACUGAAAUAAGGCAGAUCUUCUCAACUUGGGUUUCUCAAGUCAUUCGACUCUACAAAGACAAAGAAUAUGUUGAGUUCGAAUGGACAGUUGGACCUAUACCAAAAGAACAGAUUAGACCAGUUUCAAAGGAGGUGAUUACCCGAUAUACCACCGAUAUUAGAUCAGGUGGAACAUUCUACACUGAUUCGAAUGGCAGACAGAUGAUCAAAAGAAAACGUAAUUUUGCCCCAUCAUAUCAGUAUGAAAAUGCAGAACCCGUAUCGGCCAAUUAUUACCCAGUUAACACUCGAAUUUCCAUAAAGGACGAUACAAAGCAGUUAACAAUUCUAACCGAUCGUUCUGAAGGUGGCACAAGCUUACGGGACGGUGAAAUAGAAAUUAUGUUACACCGGAGAACACUCUACGAUGAUGGUUACGGCGUUGGUGAAGCCUUGGACGAACCAGGGACGACGCCUGGAGGUUUGGUGGCUAAAGGAAAGCACUGGUUUAUUAUGUCUGCACCAUCGGAAGCAGCAUUUUUACACCGACCACUUGCAUACGAACUCCUGUAUCAACCCAUCCUUACUUUUUCUUCUAGUAAUGUGGAAAAUACAAAUAUUCUUGCAGAGUUCUCCGGUCUAGCAAAGAUGCUGCCACCACAAAUACACCUCCUUACGCUAGAAAAAUGGAAAAAUGGAGACUUACUUCUGCGACUUGAACACAUAUAUCAAAAAGAUGAACACCCGGAACUCUCAAAACCAGCCACCAACCUGUUCUCAACAUUCAACAUCACAAGUGCCAGUGAACUGACUCUAGGGGCCAAUAUCAAUAGCGACAAGAACGAAGAGGAGAGUAACCAAAACCGUUCUACCAGAUUCCUCAGCAAUAAACAAACAAGUAAUACUACUUCAUUCAUCUAA
This is a messenger RNA of Enterobius vermicularis (human pinworm), 2466 nucleotides long. The record is from the annotation of a GenBank genome assembly. Lineage: Eukaryota; Metazoa; Nematoda; Chromadorea; Rhabditida; Oxyuridae.